Messenger RNA from Phytophthora infestans T30-4, 726 nucleotides. RefSeq lists its product as uncharacterized. Gene Ontology annotation, molecular function: oxidoreductase activity. Lineage: Eukaryota; Oomycota; Peronosporomycetes; Peronosporales; Peronosporaceae. The coding region runs from base 1 to 726 and encodes 241 amino acids. The record is from RefSeq and is a predicted model, not a curated record. The transcript has 3 exons.
AUGACGUCGGAGAAAGAGGCUCAUGGUCAGUGCAUGCUCACCUACUGGCACCGUUACAUGCUGGUGGCUUUUGAGAACAUGCUCCGUGGUCAAGGUGCCGCCUACGCAUGUGUGACAGUGCCAUAUUUCAAUUGGAUCACUGCCAGUGCUCGAGUCACAUCGGGUGCUUGCUCGUCUUUUGGCAAUUGUUUGGCCAUCACGCAGGAGUUGGGUGGCUGGACUAAUGGCACAAUACGCUCGCUGUCAAUUAACGGGAUCAGCAACAUCGGUCGAUGUGUGAGCGCGUCACCGCUUGACCGCUUCUGCGAGCUCACCUCCACGACGGGAUGUAGCUGUGCUCGCUGUGUUCCUCGCAGUGACUGGGGCUGCCACAAUCACGUACACGGUAGCUUGGGCAGUACGAUGGGGAACUUCACUUCUCCCGCCGACCCAAUCUUUUGGUCACACCAUGCCAUGGUGGACUUGUUGCACGUCACCUUCCACAAAUGCCGUGUUGGAACGGAGCGAUUGACUUUCGCCCAGAAGGCGUCACACCCGGUGGCUUGGACGUCGUGUGCUCGUCGUAAUUCGACAGUCACCUUCCGACCGACUGACGAGGUGACAAUGCGCACGGGGGAGCGGGGCAUGAAUCCUAUAGCGGCUUCGACGGACCCUCUUAUCGGUCGGUUCGAGCAGCUACGAAUACUACAUCAGUGGUCAAGUGGCGACCAUGUACACUCAGUGUGA